Messenger RNA from Chaetomium fimeti, 3789 nucleotides. RefSeq names its product ankyrin repeat-containing domain protein. Gene Ontology annotation, biological process: nucleoside metabolic process. Lineage: Eukaryota; Fungi; Ascomycota; Sordariomycetes; Sordariales; Chaetomiaceae. Bases 1 to 3789 code for a protein of 1262 amino acids. Gene Ontology annotation, molecular function: catalytic activity; protein binding. The record is from RefSeq and is a predicted model, not a curated record. The transcript has 3 exons.
AUGAAUCCGAAACGGACGUAUCGAGGCGAAGAGCGGCAGCAGCCCGCGAGCUCUCCGAAGCGGCCAAGAACCUUCAAUGCGGCGUCCAAUGGGGGCACCUACCUCAACCACGACACGUACUCUCCGCUUGCGCAUGGAGAAUACACAAUUGCCUGGAUCUGUGCGCUUCACUUAGAAUUGAACGUGUCGCGUGCCAUGCUGGACGAGGAACACCCGCUGCCACCCAACCAACCCGGCGACGACAACAUCUAUGUGCUCGGACGCAUCGACCAGCACAACGUUGUCAUGACAUCCUUACCGGGGAAGUACGGAACAACCAACGCUGCAAUCGUCGCGACAAACCUGAAACGAAGUUUUCCCAACAUCCGCGCUACUUUGAUGGUCGGCAUAGGCGGAGGAUCCCCCACCCAGGCCAACCUGUACCUAGGCGAUGUUGUCGUUGGCACGAGGGUCAUGCAGUAUGACAUGGGCAAAAUGGUUGCGGGCGGCGUGUUCCAAGAAACUGCCGACGCAAAGACUCCUGCCCGGCUGCUGGACUCGGCCGUGUCCGCUUUGCGGUCGAAGCAUGGGUCGAACCGCUCCAGUAGUCGAAUGACGAGCCUCCUGCGAACCCGACUCCCGAACGUCUUGCGCCCGGAUCACCCCGAUCGCCUGUUCCAAGCGUCUUAUGAGCACCCUCUCGGAGCGGCAACAUGCACUAACUGCGACCUAGAGAAGCUACAGCCGCGAGCCGCACGCCUCUCUGACCAACCUAGCAUCCAUUACGGAGUCAUCGCUUCGGGUAACAGGGUUAUGAAGGAUGGGAAAGCGCGGGACGGCAUCGCUCAGCGACUUUCGGCGCUGUGCUUUGAGAUGGAGGCAGCCGGCAUGAUGGAUAAUCUCCAGUGCUUACCGAUUCGCGGAAUUUGCGACUACUCGGAUUCCCACAAAAACAAGGAGUGGCAGGGCUAUUCUGCGGCAACUGCAGCUGCAUACGCGAGGGAACUGCUGGAAGGGCUUCCGCCUUCGUCCAGGACACUGGAUCGGGCUCCCACAUACGUCACCGGCGUUUGCCAGCCCGAUGCCGCCGUCGACAAUGCUUUGGAACGGCGGAAACUCUUGCUAAAAUGCCUGGAAUUUCCGCAGAUCGAUGCCCGCAGAACCAAUAUUCGGGCCGCACAUACCAGAACCUGCCGCUGGCUUCUAGGCCACUCCGCAUACCAAGAUUGGCUUGACCCCGAGAAGCAGUCGCAAAAUCAUGGCUUCUUAUGGAUGCGAGGCAAAGCAGGUGCCGGAAAGUCAACCAUGAUGAAGUUCAUGUACCUGGAGACAAAAAAGGUCAAGAAGCACAGCAUGGCCGUGCUGUCCUUCUUUUUCAACGCGCGAGGCGACUACUUGGAAAGGUCCAUCUCCGGCAUGUAUCGGUCACUGUUGCUGCAACUCUUGCAGGAAUUCUCGGAUUUGCAAUCCGCCCUGGACAACACCGACAUCGUUCCGCGCAACCAAGAAAACUGCCCUGGUCUGAACGUUCUGAAGGAGCUUCUCAGCAACGCCGUCAUGGCCCUUGGCCAGCGCUGCCUUACCUGCUUCGUCGACGCCCUCGACGAGUGUGACGAGCUGGAGGUCCGGGACAUGGUCCACUUUUUCGAGGAAUUGGCAGAGAAUGCCACCGACGACGGCAUCCAGUUUCGAAUCUGUUUUUCGAGUCGGCCAUACCCAUACAUUGAUAUUCACCGGGGGAUCUUGCUCACCCUCGAGAAGGAAUCAGGACACGGAGAAGACUUGGCGCAGUAUGUCAAGAGCCGCCUCAGGAUCGAGCACCCUCCGCAUCUCGAAGAAUUACAGUCCCACAUCCUGAAAAAGGCUGCUGGCGUUUUCAUGUGGGUCGUGUUAGUAGUCGAGAUCCUGAACAAUGAAAGCAGUCGCGGCGCUCUCGCUCUUCGGAAGAAGCUUUCAGAAAUCCCGGCCGAACUGAGCAAGCUCUUCAGGAGCAUGCUGGCACGGGAUCAACACAGAACUGAAUCGCUACAGCUCUGCAUCCUCUGGAUCCUCUUCGCAAAACGGCCUUUGAGUCCGGCGGAGUUCCGCCAUGCGCUGUGGGCAGGCUUGCUGGAGCAGCGUCUGGUCGAUCCCGAGCUCCCAGAUCACACACACAUGGAUGCCGUCAAACUGGUCGCGAGUUCCUCGAAGGGACUUGCUGAGAUUACUAAAUCUGACCAGCCAGUCGUGCAGUUCAUCCAUGAAUCAGUACGGGACUUUUUGGUGAAAGAAAAGGGCGUCCGUGACUUGUGGCCUGAACUUGGAUUCGACUGGGAGGGUCACAGCCACGAGAUCCUCAAGCGUUGCUGCACCACAUACCUGAAUCAUCCAAGUGUACAGGCCAUCAUCGUCGCGCGUAAGGGCGGAGACGCCAAAAGGAACGCCACGGACGGAAAAGGCCCGUUCCUCAAGUACGCCGGCCAGCAGGUUCUCUACCACGCCGAUGCUGCGGCGCCUGUCGCUCCCCAAGAAGGUUUCUUGAUCCGGUUCUUUGCUUCCGGUGGCAUCGAAGUGAUCUGCCACGUCGAAGGUUGGCGGUAUGGCUCUAGUGCAACUCCGCUCUAUGUUCUGGCGGACAAAGGGCUCGGAAACCUCAUUCGCUCACAGAUGGAGAGAGAUCCGGCUACCGACGCUCCCGGGGAGAGAUACCGGUAUCCGAUUUUCGCUGCAAUAGCAAACGGCCAUAAAAGUGCCACAGCCGCACUUUUGGGCUUGUCAUCAACCGUCUGCGAUGGCGUCGAUAUCACUGAAGGUUUGAGCUACAGGGGGGGCCAAGGCCGGACCCCAUUAUCAUGGGCUGCCCAAGAGGGCAGACUGAGGAUUGUGGAGUUGUUGAUACAAGGAGGGGCAGAUCUUGAUGAAGUUGAUAGGCGAGGAUAUACGCCACUCUGCCGAGCUCUAGAACAUGGUCACGGGGCGGUUGCGCGGCUUCUCAUUGAUGAAGGGGCGGAUAUCGAAGUUCGAAAUGGUUCUGGAUUCAGAGCACUACUUUUAGCCUUGAGGUAUGGCCAUGCAGCGAUCGCACACCUUCUCAUCUACAAAGGGGCAGAUGUUGAGGCUCGGGACAACACGGGAGCGACGGCAUUAAUAUGGGCUUUGAGGUAUGGCCAUGAAGCGAUCGCGCGGCUUCUCAUCGAUGGAGGGGCAGAUAUUGAGGCUCGGGAUAGCGCGAGGUCGACGGCACUAAUAUGGGCCUUAGAGGCAGGCUAUGAGGCAGUUGUGCAGCUUCUCGUUAAUCGGGGGGUGGAUAUCGAGGCUCGAAACUACGGUGAAUUAACAGCACUGCAUUUGGCCUCAAGGAAUGGCCACGAGGCGAUUGUGCAGCUUCUCAUUGAUGUAGGGGCGGAUAUCGAGGCUCGAGCUCGUUAUGAUCUAACAGCACUGCAUUUAGCCGCGAGGAAUGGCCACAAGGCGACUGUGCAGCUUCUCGUCGAUAAAGGGGCAGACAUCGAGGCUCGGGACAAUACGGGAUCGACAGCACUAAUAUGGGCGUCAGAGGCGGGUUACGGCGCAAAAGGCCACGAGGUGGUCGCGCAGCUUCUCAUCGAUAAUGGGGCGGAUAUUGAGGCUCAGCACAAUACCGGAUCCCCGGCACUGAUAUGGGCCUCAUGGAAAGGGCACGAGGCGGUUGUACAGCUUCUCAUUAAUAACGGGGCGGACAUCGAAACUCGGGACGAAUCUGGAAUGACGGCACUGGGUUGGGCUUCACGGCAAGGCCACGAGGCGAUUGUGCAGUUUCUUAUUGCCAACGGUGCGACUGGCGACGCUUAG